Ostertagia ostertagi is the source of this 824-nucleotide messenger RNA. Lineage: Eukaryota; Metazoa; Nematoda; Chromadorea; Rhabditida; Trichostrongylidae. The record is from the annotation of a GenBank genome assembly.
AUGGACGUCUAUUUGCGUGGGGUAGCAACGAACAUGGACAACUGGCCAUGCCACGCCACAUAUCAUGGCAAGAAACGCCGAAAUGGUGUCGUAGCUGUAUGGGGUGAGCAGUCCGACGGAGCUAUCUUACAUUCGCCUCAAAUCGUCAAUCAACUUACGGGUAUCCCGAUUGUCAGAGUAGCUGCCGGCGGUCGACAUUGUGUGGCUGUAUCUGCUGGUGGUGGAGUUUAUGUAUGGGGUCACAACGAGUACGGUCAACUUGGUACGGGAGAUACACUGCGAAUGCGACGAGAGUUGUUAGGGUGUGGCUUAUCUGAAGAUGGCCAACUGGGACUUGGAAGUCGAAGUGCUGCUUGUGUAAAAUUACCUGAACAGAUAGUCGGAGCUCCACUGGGCGCUAGUGGGACAGCUGUAACUAGCGUCGCUUGUGGAGAGAAGCACACAUUGUUACUAGCUGAUGACGGCAAAAUGUGGAGCGUGGGUGGAAACGAAGCUGGCCAGCUUGGCAGAGGAGGUCGUGGUAGCGGCAGUUUUACGAUAUACCCAGUUUCAUUCAGCGGAGGGGUGGAAAUGAUACAGAUAGCAGCAGGUCGUGCACAUUCGUUAGCUGUGGCUGAAGAUGGACGUCUAUUUGCGUGGGCUCGUUCGUCUCCUUAUUUCCUGGAUGGAAUGAGCUCGAUGCAUAUCAUCGAGGCCUACUGUGGUGAUUCACACACGCUUUUACUCUCACAGGAAGGACGCCUCUUCGCAUUUGGAUCAGAUGCUCAGGGACAGAUCGGUGGAGGGAGGAAGUUUGACAAGCACACGAACCCUGCAGCAGUAGC